UACGGUCGGAUGCCAAGCAGCUGCCACACCAAGCGGUGAUGCAGCCAGCCAAGCUGUCUGAAUGGUGUAGCCACCAGACAGAGGUAUUAUUGUACAUGCACUAAAGCAGACUAAUAUCACACAUUGACUGCAUACCAUGCAGAACAUCACAUAGGCACAUGUAUUCGUUUUCCAUCAUUAUACCAGCAGACAUCAAAACUCAUAUCUGAAUGAACAUGCACAUUUAAAAUGCAUUGGAAUGUCAGAGAUUUUCACAAAUGUGGUUGCUACUUCAAAUAGAAUUUAUUCCAAUAACUGGAACGCUUUUCAUAGACUGCAAAACACCAGUCACAUGUAAUGACAAUAGUUGUCAUUCUUGAGACAUCGUACUGGCACUUCCCUGCGCUUUCCCAAGUCGUAUCAUUUCUCAUUUCCCGCUCAGCAUGCAGACUGCAAACCCCUAAUUCAAUUUCAAUGGUUACUUUUCCUUCCAUCGGUCUCCUGAAAGGAAGUUGAAACGUCUUGGCCAGUAAUAUAACUCUAAUUCGUUGUGAAUGAUGGGUUUAGAACUUGUCCAUGACACUGAACAUAUUCUUCACAAUGGAACUGGGAAACUCUUUGUUGGUGUAACGUUAUGUAACAGUAAUAUAGCGUUGUGCAAAUGUUUGCGCUUGCAUCAUGAAUGCUUCAUUUAGUCAAAAUAACUCAAUUCCAUGUGCCCAUUUCAACUGUUGCAGCAACACUAUGCAAAUCACGGCUACUGUGAGUGUGUGGUAUUUGUAGGGGCGUGGCUGCUUAAAGAGCUAUUAUCAUGUCGCUUCGGUGCCAUUUAGCCGACGCUGUUGUGCAGAGUUUGUUUACAACGUGAGAGGACAAGCGAUGACCGCCGAAGCUCUCGGAUGAAAGCACACAUGAAAUAGAAUCUCAAGUACAUGGAACUUUAUAUCAGUGUUAACAUGCAAGCCGCUGUGGGGAGCAAGAUGCUGGAGAAUAAAAGCAAGCAUCCUUCAUUUUGAAUUCUAGGUGCAAACAGGAUGCUCUGGAAGAUGCUUUCAUCUCAGCAUAUGACGUGCGGCUACGACAGAAGGUGGCAGUGAAGAAGCUGUCUCGGCCUUUCCAGUCCCUUAUCCACAGUAGGCGCUCGUACCGUGAGCUCCGGCUACUCAAGCACAUGAAACAUGAGAACGUAAUAGGACUACUGGAUGUAUUCUCCCCUGCUGCAUCGCUAGAGGACUUCCAUGAAGUCUACCUGGUAACCAACUUGAUGGGGGCAGACUUGAACAACAUAGUGAAAUUCCAGCGUCUCUCUGAUGAGCAUGUGCAGUUUCUUAUUUACCAGCUGCUCAGGGGCCUCAAGUACAUCCAUUCAGCAGGACUGAUACACAGAGACUUGAAACCAAGUAACGUGGCAGUGAACGAGGACUGCGAGCUGAGGAUCCUUGACUUUGGAUUGGCCAGACAGACGGAUGAUGAGAUGACAGGGUACGUGGCGACUCGCUGGUAUCGAGCGCCAGAGAUCAUGCUUAAUUGGAUGCACUACAAUCAGACAGUGGAUAUCUGGUCAGUGGGAUGCAUCAUGGGAGAGCUGCUGAAGGGGAAGGUCCUGUUUCCAGGCAACGACUAUAUCGACCAGCUGAAGAGGAUUAUGGAGGUGGUGGGCACCCCGGCCCCUGACCUUUUACAGAAGAUCUCCUCUGAACAUGCUCAGAAAUAUAUCCAGUCUCUACCCUUCAUGCCCCAGCAGGACUUAGAGAAGAUAUUCAGAGGAGCCAACCCAAUGGCUGUGGAUCUACUGAAGCGCAUGCUGGUUCUGGACUGUGACGGGCGUAUCUCUGCCAGUGAGGCUCUCUCCCACCCUUAUUUCUCCCAGUACCACGACCCGGACGACGAACCAGAGGCCCUGCCCUACGACCAGACGCUGGAGAGCAAGGACCGCACGCUAGAGGAGUGGAAAGAGCUGGUGUUCGAGGAGAUGAAUGGAAUCAAAGCGCCUGUCAGCGAGACGAGUAGUCUACAGGUGGAACAGUGAAAGACAAACCCUGCCUCCUUCUUCUCGGUCUGUCCUGUCAGCUGAGGAAGGACCGCCGUCUUGUCUCCGUCUGUCUGUCGGCCGGCGUUGGGGAGGCGGGAGGAUCCGAGAGAAAGAGAGACCGCGGGCCAAUCAGAAACAACGCUGUGUCCCCUAGAGGCAUGACACCCCUCCCCUUGCUCACUGUGACUGGCUAUUUGACUGCCUGUCAUGAGUUUUGUAAAAGGGGAGCAGGGAGAGGGGAGGUCUAGUUGAACUGAAAGUGAUGAGAAUACGCACAUUACGACAAUUACAGGGAGCAUGUUUUGAUAGGUAUAUGUUUACAGUCUGUUGAAGAGAGGUAGGAGAGACAGAGACAGAGAGAGAAAGUAGCACUAGGGUUUUCAAACCUACCUAAGGGUCCAACUGGUAAAUGGUCAUUGGCUAUAGGUUACUGGAAAUCUUUCGUCAUGAAGACAUUUUAUAAGCAGUCAUAACGGAUGUCAGUUUAAGUCUGCUUAUAACACCUGUUAUGUCAUGGUAAUGACAGUUUUAUGACAGAGGGUUCUAGUGAAUUGUUGUCGAGAAUUUCACACAUUUUAUCAUAUUUCUAUUUUAGUUGUAGCAAAUAUCUGUUAUUUCACAGAAACUGACAUAAGAUGGUUCCUCCCUCGAUAUAGACCAAUGAAUGCCAUUUGUGCUGUUACUGCACUACAUCCCCCAACACCCACCAAUAUGCCACUGAAUGACCAAUGACAGAGAUCUACUGUACAUGGACAGGAUUAGUGGCUGUAGGGUUUAAAACUUUGCAUCAUGUACAACUAUUGGCCAGAUUCACUAAGCAUUUACACCUGUUUUUACAGAACAACACCGGUGGUAGUGUUUUGGUUACGGAGACAUAACUGCAUUGCUGCAAAUGCUAUGUAGAUAUGUCCCAAUGUACAGGUAACUGCCAACAUAAAGAAUACAUCAACAUAAAGUGUUUUAAUAGGGCAUUGGGCCAACACAAGCCAGAGCAGAUUCAAUGCACCUUGGCAAAGUUUUUGGAACUCUGUUGGAGGGAUUCGACACCAUUCUUCCAUGGGAAAUUCCAUCAUUUGGUGUUUUGUUGAGGGUGGUGGAAAACGCUGUCUCAGGCACCACUCCAGAAUCUCCUGUAAGUGUUCAAUUGGGUUGAGAGCUGGUGACUGAGACAGCCAUGGCAUAUGGUUUACAUCGUUUUCAUGCACAUCAAACCAUUCAGUGACCAUUCGUGCCCUGUGGAUGGGGGCAUUGUCAUCCUAUGGGGGCAUAGCCAUGGUGGCCAAAAUAAUGACCUGCCCAGAAUUUUUAUACAUCACCCUAAACAUAAUGGGAUGUUAAUUGAUUCAUUAACUCAGAAACCACACCUAUGUGGAAGCACCUGCUUUCAAUAUGCUUUGUAUCUCUUAUUAACCCAAGUGUUUCCAUGAUUUUUGCAGUUACCUGUAUGUAGGCUAUGCAUUUGUUGCUGGUAUCACCCAUUACAGAUUCCACUUGGCUCCAGUCCAACAGGUUUUACUAGUCCCUGGCUCUGUUGAGAAACCCAAACCUAUAGCUGAAGUUUACAUCUGAACAUUCAGCAGAUACUAUUACCCACAGUGACUCCCAGAUGCAGUAUGCAGAUUAAAUUGGAUUUACAAUAGGUCUGAAUGUUGUAGUUUCAGAGGUCUAAUAUUCAGCAUGUUUUAAAGGGGGGGGGACUGAGGUGAACAAAUUACAGGGGAGUAAAAUAAUUCAAUUUUCAGUAAAAACAUGUUCUGGAAUUGCAACAUAUACUACCCCAAGAACUACAACAACAAUCAUAUACACAAUGUCUCAAUUACAGUAGAGAUAAUCCAAAAUACUCUUUCUCGGUUGAUGUUUGACCAUUUACGGUCUUGUAUGUGUCAUGUACAAACGUUGAUUUUGGGAACUUUGUGGAUUUAAAUAGAAAUGCAAAAAAGAUGAAUGUAUACAAAACUGUAUGUUUAAAAAAAACAAGUGUCUUUUCAUUCAAUGGUGGCAUGAAUUUUAACUGUAAAAUUUCUGCCAUAUGCAUUUCCAAUCAAUAACCGAAUGUCAACUCUGUGUCAUAAUGCCAUGACAACUCAUGACAGUUGAUGUCAACCAACUCAACUCUAUUACAACAGUUAUAACACCAUUAUGCAGCAUGAACAAGUAAACAUUUGGUUACACAUAUUCAUAAUAAAUCAAAUCGAUCUAUUCCCUGUCUUGUUAACGUCAUGAAUGCGUGCGUCAAUCCAGUCUUGUUUUCUCCCAAAAAUGAUUACGUCUGUUGUUGUAUGGACAAAUUCCUUUAUGUUUUCCAAGUAUCACACAGCAGCCUAUCAGCUGGUAUGCAGCACUAUGUUAGUUGUGAGAAUCUGUCAUGGGCAUAGCAUGUUGUGGCAUUAUGAAAGACCACUUUACUUCAGAGUUACUGCCUACUCAUUCCUCCUCCACAUGGCCAAAGUUCCAUCAAUACUCCCAGCCCACACACACAGUAGCUUUCCAGUGCUUUCUGGGUUCCAAGUCUUGAGUAUACAUGGCCUUUUCCGUGUGUGUUUAUGUGUGUGUCAAUUUGCCUUCAAGGUCCAUUCUUGCAUGUUUCCAACAAACAUGCCUGCAGGCAUCGAACUAUGUCAUAAUCUCUCAGCCACAGAACAGAGACAGUAUUAUGAGAGACCAUCCUUUGAUCAUCAUGACAACGCAUGUAUCCUCUUCUUCCUCGUCAUCAAUAAAAGCUAAAUUCAUCACCAGUUA
This is a messenger RNA of Salmo salar (Atlantic salmon), 4750 nucleotides long. Its product is annotated as mitogen-activated protein kinase 11. Gene Ontology annotation, biological process: protein phosphorylation. The record is from RefSeq and is a predicted model, not a curated record. Gene Ontology annotation, molecular function: MAP kinase activity; ATP binding. NCBI's taxonomy places the organism in Eukaryota, Metazoa, Chordata, Actinopteri, Salmoniformes, Salmonidae.